Molecule: messenger RNA, 935 nt
Organism: Medioppia subpectinata
Lineage: Eukaryota; Metazoa; Arthropoda; Arachnida; Sarcoptiformes; Oppiidae
Source: the annotation of a GenBank genome assembly
CAUAUUUCUUUGUUUCUUAAGAUUUUUGAAACAAAGUUUUACUUUUUUAGUCAAAAUUGACGAACAAAAUGGAAAAUGUAAAUAAAGUUAUCAAUGAUUUUUGCACCAAAGGGUUUGCAGUGAUUCCUCACUUCUUGGAGGACAACGAAACGGAACUCUUGAAGAAUGAAUGCAAAACUCUAAUCGACAAAAUGGAUUCGCGUGAAGAACACGCCGUCUUCUCGACGGGAGACGAUCAGAAGGCAAACCAUUAUUUUAUGACUUCUGCCGAUAAAAUCCGAUACUUUUACGAGAAGAAUGCCUUCAAUGCGAGUGGAGAUCUGGUGGUCGACAAGUAUUUGUCACUCAACAAAAUCGGUCACGCAUUGCAUUGGUUAAGCCCUGCCUUCAAAUCGGUUACAUUUAGCCCAAAAGUCAAGCAAUUGGUUAAAAAUGUCGGAUUUGUAGAUCCGGUUGUCGUUCAGAGUAUGUAUAUAUUCAAGAAUCCAGGAAUCGGUGGUGAAGUGAUUCCACAUCAAGACGCGACUUAUUUGCAUUCAACGCCUGAACCCAAGUGUAUUGGAUUGUGGUUUGCCUUAGAAGACGCUACGGAAGAAAACGGUUGCUUAGAAUUUAUUCCGGGCUCACAUACGGACGGACUUCACACUCAAUGGAUUCGCACUAAUGAUGAGAACUCGUCGAUGAAGUUAACGAAAGAGAUGUCAGAGUUUGGGAAGAAAAUUGACGAAAAAGCCUUCAUUAAAGUUCCCGUCAGUAAAGGAUCAGCGGUUCUGAUCGAUGGACUUGUUGUCCAUAAGAGUGAUCUCAACCACACUUCGUCUGGUCGUCCGAUCUAUACCUUUCAUAUAUUCGAUCAAAAUAACAGAGUUUGGGAUCCAUUGAAUUGGUUGCAACCCUCACCUCAACUACCCUUUCCUUCCCUUUACGACAACUAA